ACCCAGACUGGGCAUCCCAUAGCCUAGGGAUCUUCAUCUGCUUGAAUUGUUCGGGAAUCCAUCGCAAUAUUCCCCAAGUCAGCAAAGUGAAGUCGGUCCGUCUGGAUGACUGGGAUGAUGCUCAAGUGGAGUUUAUGGCCUCGAAUGGAAACAAUGUAGCAAAAGCAAAAUACGAAUCUAAAAUGCCACCGUUUUAUUACAAGCCAACGUUUCUUGACUGUCAACUGCUACGGGAACAGUGGAUCAGAGCCAAAUACGAGCGAAAAGAGUUCAUUCACAGGAAGGGGAACCUGACAUCUGGGUACCGAGAAGGAUUUCUGUGGAAGAGAGGACGCGACAACGGGCAAUUCUUAAGCCGCAAAUUCGUGCUAUCGGAGAGAGAAGGUGCACUGAAAUACUUCAACAAAAAUGAUGCAAAAGAACCCAAAGCAAUUAUGAAGAUUGAACAUCUAAACGCGACUUUCCAGCCUGCAAAAAUUGGGAACCCGCACGGACUGCAGAUCACUUACUUGAAGGACAAUAGCACAAGGAACAUCUUUGUCUAUCACGAAGAUGGCAAG
Messenger RNA from Apaloderma vittatum (bar-tailed trogon), 560 nucleotides. Its product is annotated as arf-GAP with dual PH domain-containing protein 1-like. Gene Ontology annotation, cellular component: plasma membrane; intracellular membrane-bounded organelle. Gene Ontology annotation, molecular function: phosphatidylinositol bisphosphate binding; GTPase activator activity. NCBI's taxonomy places the organism in Eukaryota, Metazoa, Chordata, Aves, Trogoniformes, Trogonidae. The annotation marks the transcript as partial. The transcript is spliced from 7 exons. Gene Ontology annotation, biological process: positive regulation of GTPase activity. The record is from RefSeq and is a predicted model, not a curated record.